This is a messenger RNA of Pelodiscus sinensis (Chinese soft-shelled turtle), 1161 nucleotides long. RefSeq names its product hyaluronan synthase 1 (gene HAS1). Gene Ontology annotation, molecular function: hyaluronan synthase activity. The record is from RefSeq and is a predicted model, not a curated record. Gene Ontology annotation, cellular component: plasma membrane. Lineage: Eukaryota; Metazoa; Chordata; Testudines; Trionychidae. Gene Ontology annotation, biological process: extracellular matrix assembly; polysaccharide biosynthetic process; hyaluronan biosynthetic process.
AUGGCUCCCCUGCCCAGCUAUCAGAGCCCCAGCCAGGGGCCCGGCGGGGAGGAGCCCGGGCGCUACGCCGAGGUGGAGAUGGUGGACCCGGGCCAGCUGGUGGUGGAGGAGCUGGUCCGCUCCCGGCGCUGCGUCUGCAUCAUGCAGCGCUGGGGCGGCAAGCGGGAGGUGAUGUACACGGCCUUCCGGGCCCUGGGCAACUCGGUGGACUAUGUCCAGGUGUGCGACUCCGACACCAAGCUGGACCCCAGGGCCACGGUGGAGCUGGUGAAGGUUCUGGAGGCCAACGAGCGCUACGGGGCCGUGGGGGGCGACGUGCGGAUCCUCAACAUCUCCGACUCCUUCAUCAGCUUCAUGAGCAGCCUGCCUGGGAGGGGGGCCCCCCCCUGCCAGUCCUACUUCGACUGCGUCUCCUGCAUCAGCGGGCCCCUGGGCCUGUACCGGAACGACCUCCUGCAGCAGUUCCUGGAGUCCUGGUACAACCAGAAAUUCCUGGGCACCCACUGCACCUUUGGCGACGACCGGCACCUCACCAACCGCAUGCUGAGCAUGGGCUACGCCACCAAGUACACGGCCCGCUCCCGCUGCUACUCGGAGACCCCGGCCCAGUUCCUGCGCUGGCUGGCCCAGCAGACCCGCUGGACCAAGUCCUACUUCCGGGAGUGGCUCUACAACUCCCUGUGGUGGCACCGGCACCACCUGUGGAUGACCUACGAGGCCGUGGUGGCCGGCGCUGUUCCCCUCCUGCGGGGGGCCCAGCCUUGGGACGUGCUGUGGGUGCUGCUGUGCGUGCAGCUGGUGGCCUGCGUCAAGGCGCUGUACGCCUGCUGGCUGCGAGGCAACGCCCGCAUGCUCUUCAUGAGCCUCUACGCCCUGCUCUACAUGGGCGGCUUGCUGCCCGCCAAGUACUUCGCCAUCGCCACCAUGAACAAGAGCAGCUGGGGCACCUCCGGCCGCAAGAAGCUGGUGGGCAACCUGAUGCCCCUGCUGCCCGUCUCCGUCUGGGCGCUGCUGCUCCUGGCCGGGCUGGGGGUCACCAUCUACCAGGAGGCCCAGGCCGACUGGGCCAGCCCGGUCAAGCAGGCCGAGCUGGGCUACCUGUUCAUCGGGCUGGGCGUCUACCUGGGCGACUGGGAAUCACAUUCGGAGAGUGGAGUCUAG